AUGGCAGACAAGCCACUUAUGAGCCUGGCUCCUUGCGCGAGCACAGCAUCCUUAUUCAUAUUCGCACAGGGCUCGUCAAUUGCCUGCGUGAAGCACGAUACCCUUCAGCUUGAACGUCGAUUCGAAGCACACGCCGCCGAUAUUACAUUAAUUGCUGCCGAUACCAGUGCUGAAACUGGUGAUGGUCAGGUGAUAAGUUUGGACGUCUCAAAAGAGGCGGUGGUUUGGGAUUCAGGAUCGGGAGAGGAAAUCUCCAGGUUUACAGCGUAUGAAGAGAUUCGGGUGGCCACAUUCCUGAGAAAUGGAACUAUCGCCCUUGGUGACAAUAUGGGCAACAUCAUCUUGUUCGACCCUGUUCGGUCAGAGGCUGUCUCUUGCCGGACGUUUCAGAUGCCAAUAUGUGCGCUGGCACCAUCCGCGGAUUCUAAGUUUUUUGCUAUUGGUUAUCAAAAUGGUACAGUAAUUAUAGCCACUCUCAUGCCGACAUUUGUCAUUCACCAUACUCUAGCAAACGGGAACGCCUCUUCGUUCCCGGUAACAGUGCUAGCAUGGCAUGGUUCAUCGUCAAGACAGAAGUCGGACAUGUUGGCUACCCAAUCAAAUGAUGGUGAUCUUAAAGUCUGGAGUAUUGCAAAGCCCAUCGAUGGAGGCGAGGUUGCGAGAGUGGUCCGUGUUUUAAAGAAACCAGAUGCAUAUCCAAGCCGCAGGAACUGGAUGGCAUGGUCAAGAAACGGACGCAUUUUGCAAUAUUCGGAUUAUGAUACUUCAAUAUGGGAUGUCAGGACGAAGAAAGUGGCAUGGGAGUCUGUUAUGAGCAAAUCGAACGUCUUGGCUCUGUCUGUAUAUGGACCAAAGGGCCUUAUGUUCACUAUCGACAGACACCAGAAUGUGCAGCAGUACAAUCUGUAUCCUCCGCAGAUGGUAGCUAAUGUUCAACAUCUACCGGCCAAUGCGCCGCCUUCUCCUCCAAUGUCGGUUUCUCAUGACAAUUCGAGGCCAAACAGCAAUAGGAAGACAGAGAUGGAGCGAACGGAGAGCCAGAGGUCAGUGGCUAUGGAAAGAUCUGACAGUAAAGCCUCCAAGUUUUCUCAGGAUGCUCGAGCAAUUGCAGCUAUGAAGAGGGACGAAACAAGAACCCCCCUCGGCCAAAUUGCCCAUGAACUUGAGAUGUUGGAGGAACUGGAAAAGUCGCACCUGAAAUCCAGUAACAUGGCGAGGUCUGAUUCUAUGCAAUCUUCAGGCACUGGAAUUAGCCAUCAUCAAAAAUCCGCGUCAGUUGCUUCUUCUAUUAAAUCAUAUACGUCAGGCACAGGAGCUAGCGACACAACUUCAUUGGCCUCUCCAAGAGGAUUUGAUGAUAUGGCCACCCCGAGAAGGUUCCAUCCUCUCUCUCAGGAAAUUGGCAUGUCUCCAAUCACACCAAAAGCCCCAUCGGAUGCUUUGCAACCAGUUCCAUAUGCGCAGCGCAAUGUGAAUGGCGACCCGCUACCAACUCCUGGCUUGCCACCUUCCAAUGGUGAUUUCUAUGACGAGCAGUUGUACAUGGUCCCUCCUGUUGGACAGCUUGAGCUUUUCCCCAACUUGAAAGAUAAGCUUGCUGGUAUCACAUAUAGAACACCAAUGCACACUGAUCGCGCAAGAUAUGACGAUGAGAGAAGAAGGGAGAUGUUUUCGUCUGUUUUUGGAUUCGAGGGUGAUGCAGAAGCUCUAAUUAGAGAAGAAAUUGCCCAGCAUCCCGCGCGGUCUCUACAAUCGCUUAUGCUCCGACUUUGGCUUCAUGACCUUGAUGCGAACGCUCUCAAUGUUUUGAUGGGAUCAGAAACUUUGGUACCAAGCGAUUGGCUGUUCAUCGCCUUGUCAGCAAUGGGUGGUCAGAAAUCCUGGCAACAGACGGUUCGAGUCUUUAUCAUGAGACUCAUCCAGAAAGGCGAUGUUCACAAUGCUGUCAUGUGUUUCCUGAUGAUUGGAGAGCGAGACCAAGCUAUUGAGCACUAUGUCAGCAAUAAAAAGUAUAUGGAAGCAGUUCUCCUGACUGCCCUGAUGUACAAAGAAUGGAGGAGGCUCUCUAUAUUAGUCAGGAAAUGGGGAGAACAUGCAGCGGAGAACAAUGAGGGGUCACUAGCCAUGAGAUGCUUUGCUAUCACAGAAAAUAUCCCUGAUCCGGUUCCAACGCCGGCUCCAACAACCGGAAACCACUCUAGAAAAUCUUCGCUAUCUGGAAGUAUAAAGUCGCCCACAUCUCCACAGAAAGCACAAAACGUCCUUUCAAAACCGGAGCGUCCAAUUUCUCCAAGAGUCGGAUCCUCUGUGCGCAAUACAGCUGCCCGUCUGUUUGGGUUUGGAGAUAAAGACAAAGAAAAGAAGCAUACCAAUUCUAAUGAAGCAAAUAUCAUGGACAUGCCAUGGAACAGGCCCAUCGACGAUCAGCGAAAUCAGCCUCAACCUAGCAGGAUUAACACAGAUGUUACCCUGACCGGUGCGGAAGCAGUUGAUAAGAAGGAAAUGAUUAUUUCCGGACCUAUCAAUACUACCCCUGUAGAUGGCAGAAUUGGUACUCCCGCUCUCCAGAGAGUUGCUAGUCCUGGUUUCCCAGCACCAGGAAGAGUUGGCAGCCCUGCACUUUCGAUGCACAAUACUAACAAUCUUCCUGUGCGCACGAUUUCACCAAAACCUCCUUCGAUUGUUGAUCGAACUGCUAGCCCGAGACCAACAAUCACUGGGUCACAGCUACCACAAAGGAUCGAAAGUCCUGGCCCUGAACGGAUGGCAAGCCCUAGUCCUGCUCCGUCAAUGGCUGUUUCAAACUAUGGCCCAUCUAGGGUUGCUAGUCCAGCUCAGGACGGCGGUUUAGCCGUUCCACAAAGGACGGGAAGCGCACUUUCUCAGCGCAAGCCUCCAGGCCUCCAUAUCCAACUAUCUUCAUUCCAUGACGUUCUUGCUUCUGAACCUAGUCCCGAGUUGAUUAGAACACACCCCAAGGGCCCCUUACACCAGGCAAACAGAUCUGUGAGCAAACUUCAUGAGGUUGAGGUUCCGGAGGAGGAUGAGAUCCCACCACCACCACCAAUGCCAACCAGGAAGGCCUCGCUCUCCCAAGCUUCUAAGCCUAUCCAAAAGUCACCACCUCCACAGGCUCCUGCUCCCCAAACUCGUCGCUAUGAUGACUCCCCCGAAGAGGAUUAUGAUAUCAGGACCCAGAGUUCUGUUCAACCGGUGAGACGAAACACGGUCAACAAUAACAAUAGUAAUAGUCGGCAUCAACAGCAAUCCCACCACCGCAGACAAGAGUCUGAGAGGGAUCAGAGCUUUGCUGAAGAUUCCUAUGAUGACGAUGAUGAUUCUGCCCAGGAAGAAGCUGAAAGGAACCUCGAAGCUAGACGUCGCAGCUUGGAGAGACUUGAGCAGGAGAUGGAGAAUGUUAGACUCCAAAGGGCUCGUAGCAUUACCAGGCAGAGGGAUACCGAUAACAACUCCCGUGGAGGUGUUCGCAGAGUUAAAUCUCCUGAGCAGACCAAAGGAGGUACUAUUCGCGCCAAACCCAGGCAACAGCACCAGCCUGUGGAUUUCACCACCGAGGAAGAGUACAGUGAAGAGGAGAGGAGCAAGCCUGCACCAAGGAAAGCGUAUGGUGGCUAUGAUACUUCAGAGGUAUCCGAAGUAUCCGAAGUUGAUGAAAGAUAUUACAACCAACGGACCUCCACACGACCUCCAGUCGGCAGGGUACCAUCGAGGACGCAGAAUCGGACCCCACGCGUCGCUUCUAGGAAUGGCCAUCGUGCACCACCUGCUAGAGUUCCUUCUCGAAACCAAGCGAGGACCCCCGCGAGGUACAGGGAGGAAACUGAGGAGGAUGAAGAAGAGGAAUACGCCCCGCGAAGGGUUCUUUCGAGAACACAGAAUCGUACUCCCAAGCCCCGAGCCUAUGAAGCUGAUAGGGCGAUGUCCCCUCCACAGAGAGGUGCAUCCAGGAAUACCAAUAAAACCCCUCGCCCUCGCUACGAAGAAUUUACCGAGGAGGACGAAGAGGAGCUACCUCGCCAUCGGAAGAAGACGCCAGCCCCCCGCCAACACGAAGAAUUUACUGAGUCGGAAGCGGAUGACUUCAGGGCACCUCAAAGACAACCCUCGCGAAACCAAAUCCGCCCUGCUCAGAGGUAUGCUAUCGAAGCUGAGUCUGAGUAUGAAAUACAACAACCUCCUUCUCGUUCAGCGAGUCGAGCUGGACCACCUCGUUCGAAGACUCCCCUAAGCGCUCUCAACAAUAAGCCACCAUCCCGAACUACUACUCCUUCCGGCGGCCACAGACGCGCUCCCUCAGUUUCUAGAAAUGAACCUCCACUUCCUACCUCCGCAGUUGCCAAUAUCGCCAAGGCUACUUCCCCAGUUCCUGACUAUGAUCGUCACGACUACGACCUUCCAGCUCUUGCCGCUGCAGCCGCUGCCGCAAAGAACACAUCUCCACCACCAGAGCGGAAAAAUUCCAUCCUUGACAACGACCGUAAACCAUCGCACCCUCAAAUCCUUCGCGCGAAGCUUAACACCCUUCCAGCGAUCCCGCAAUCCCCAAUGGGUCUCCCAGCUGAUCUUCCAACUCAUCCUGCAUUUGCUGGAAAUAUGCGAGCAACCACUGGCCUAGCUCGUAAACCCGCUGCGCCAAAGUCAGACGACAUCAGAACCCAAACUGUCAGCAUCCAAGGUAACGGUGGUCCCAUGAUAUCCCCUGGAAAACAGGCGCUGCGAAUGCACACCGGACCGGGUGGCGAUGAUAUGAUUACUGUUGGCCUCGAGGGUGUGGUCAUGGAUGACGGUGGUGCUCCUGUCGAGGCUGCUCCUCCACCAAAGGCGGGAAGAGCUACACCCAUGGGACAAAAGAUCUGA
Molecule: messenger RNA, 4878 nt
Organism: Orbilia oligospora ATCC 24927
Lineage: Eukaryota; Fungi; Ascomycota; Orbiliomycetes; Orbiliales; Orbiliaceae
Exons: 4
Coding region: 1-4878 (1625 amino acids)
Biological process (GO): positive regulation of transcription by RNA polymerase II
Cellular component (GO): nucleus
Molecular function (GO): transcription factor binding
Source: RefSeq, a predicted model, not a curated record